This is a messenger RNA of Brassica oleracea var. oleracea, 1249 nucleotides long. RefSeq lists its product as uncharacterized. The record is from RefSeq and is a predicted model, not a curated record. The transcript is spliced from 7 exons. Lineage: Eukaryota; Viridiplantae; Streptophyta; Magnoliopsida; Brassicales; Brassicaceae. Bases 32 to 1249 code for a protein of 405 amino acids.
UCCUCCAAGAAAGUGCGUUAGGGUUUGGAACAUGGAGGAUUCGGUUUUGGCGGAGGUUAACGUUCGUCCUCUUAAGAUACCGAAAUAUCACGGAGCUUUCGAAGGAUCAUCGAAAUCAGUUAACAAAAAGCGCGAUCUCAAGUACAGAAAAUUGGGAGACGAUGAAUAUUUGAGGCAGUACUUGCAGUUUUACUAUCAGUUCCAGAAAUCUGAGGGUUUCGCGGUUGAAUGGGAUCAAUUUGAUUACGCCUUCCACACUAGAUCGUUGGACAAUCCACCACGAGGUUUUUGCACUACACGAAGCCCUGCCGAGUUGGUUCGUGAGGUGACACUCCUUACCAUAGAGAAACAAAACGAAGCUAAGGGAACAAAACUCGUGUUGGUGGAGCACAUUCAGGCGAAUUUCCAAUUUGCUAAUGGUCUUUUGUGCUGGCUGUCAUUCUGGGCUAUGGAUAUGAAUUCAUCAUCCACCCCUGAGUCCAAAAUCUAUCAAGCUAAACUGUGGAAACGCGGAAAAGAGCUUGAACUUCACCUUUUCAAGCUCAAGCCGACAGAGGAAGAGAUUGUUUCUAUUGAAGUGCAGCCUCCUUCUCCCAUGCAAUGUGAAGACUCUGAGGAAAUAGCUGUAGUGUUUGCCCGAGCUGGUCCUGAAGAUGAUCCUGGAGUUCCCUUUGUUUUCCAUCGAACUGGAGUUGAUCCUGGAGAGUGGCCUGGAGCUAGGAAAUACAAAAACAAGCAUGUUCCUAAUAUUGAUCUUUUUGAGGAAGAGUUUGGUGCCAUUACUGUCACUGGGGCAGAAGGGUGGAGUGCUCAGCAAGGAGAAGCUAGCUUAGAUUCCAGAGUGAGUGGAAACAAUGAUGAGGAAGACGACUGUACAGAUAUGCCACCACCAGUUGGGGAUAUACAAAAAAAAAAUGGAGGUUCAAGAUCAAAAAGGAAGAGGAAGGAAGUUGAUCCGAGUACUGAAAAUGCUGCUAGAUGUAAUGUGAUUCUUGAUGAGAAGAAUCAACUGAUGGGAAAAAUGAUCUUACUGAUGGAGCGUGAGAACUUACGUAGCGGAGAGCGUUGUAUGGAGAUCCUUAAUGAUUUGCCUGGAAUGAUUAGAUGGAUGUGGUUGAAUGAUGAUGAUGAUGAUGAUGAUGAUGAUGAUGAUGAACGUGAUUUGUCGAAUACUCACAGAGUGAUUCAAAGGACUGAUAGAGGUGCAGGAUGGCGUCAUGUUCAACAACUGAUGCAUGGAUCAGAUUAG